This is a messenger RNA of Stegodyphus dumicola, 456 nucleotides long. RefSeq names its product DNA-binding protein HEXBP-like. The record is from RefSeq and is a predicted model, not a curated record. Lineage: Eukaryota; Metazoa; Arthropoda; Arachnida; Araneae; Eresidae.
AUGGACUGGCUGUAUGGUGCUGAAGGCCACAUACGACGACAUUGCAGAACACCCCAGGCCACGGAAAAGAAAACGAAUGAUUUGACAAGACCAGUGACUGCCUUGAGACGGAAUACUGGUGAGAGGAAACCGACCCUAAAGUGCUGGAACUGCGGUGUUAAAGGCCACAUGCGAAGGAACUGCAGAACACCCCAGAGCACGGAGAAUAAGAUAGACGAGUUGAACAGACAAUUAAAUGCCAUGGGACGGGAAAGGAGUGACGAGAAACCAAAGUGUUGGAACUGCGGAGCUGAAGGCCACCUGCGAAGGAACUGCAGAACACUCCAGAGCACAGAAAUUAAGACUAUUUACCAGCAACGACGGGGGAAAUAUAUGAGUGUCCAUAGUGAGGAAAGGAGGUUGCCAGAUAAUGAAAAAACUUGUUUUAAAGCACUUGCUCUCGAUUUUCUACAGUGA